This is a messenger RNA of Pteropus alecto (black flying fox), 1712 nucleotides long. It is a transcript of the gene PABPC4L, whose product is annotated as poly(A) binding protein cytoplasmic 4 like. Gene Ontology annotation, cellular component: ribonucleoprotein complex. NCBI's taxonomy places the organism in Eukaryota, Metazoa, Chordata, Mammalia, Chiroptera, Pteropodidae. Gene Ontology annotation, molecular function: RNA binding. The record is from RefSeq and is a predicted model, not a curated record. The coding region runs from base 143 to 1255 and encodes 370 amino acids. The transcript has a single exon.
CCGAACCCCGACGCUCAGGCUCGAAGCGGCGAUCCUCAGGCCAGCACGCUGAGCCCAGCCCAAGCGCUGGCCUGGCCACCCGCCUGCAGCCGUCGCUGCCAGAGCUCCCGAGGACAGGCCCGCGGCGGGGAGGAGCAAGGACAUGAAUGUGGAAGCCAAGUACCGCCAGGCCUCCCUGUACGUGGGCGACCUCCACGCGGAGGUCACCGAGGACCUGCUGUUCAAGAAGUUCAGCGCCGUGGGGCCCGUGCUGUCCAUCCGCAUCUGCAGGGACCUGGUCACCCAGCGCUCGCUGGGCUACGCCUACGUGAACUUCCUGCACCUGGCCGAUGCCCAGAAGGCCCUGGACACGAUGAACUUUGACAUGAUCAAAGGCAAGUCCAUCCGGCUCAUGUGGUCCCAGCGCGACGCUUACUUGAGGAAAUCGGGCAUCGGGAACGUGUUCAUCAAGAACUUGCACAAGUCCAUUGAUAACAAAACGCUGUAUGAGCACUUCUCGGCCUUCGGGAAGAUCCUGUCCUCCAAGGUGAUGAGUGACGACGCAGGCUCCCGGGGCUACGCCUUCGUGCACUUCCAGAGCCAGACGGCCGCGGACCGCGCCAUCGAGGCGAUGAACGGGGCGCUGCUCAAGGGCUGUAGGCUGUUCGUCGGCCCGUUCAAAAACCGCAAAGAUCGGCAGGCUGAGCUCCAGAAUAAAGCCAAUGAAUUCACCAAUGUCUACAUCAAAAACUUCGGAGACGACAUGGACGAUGAGAGACUGAAGGAGAUUUUCAGUCAUUUCGGCAAAAUCCUGAGCGUUAAGGUGAUGACAGAUUCCCGUGGGAGAUCCAAAGGCUUUGGCUUCGUGAGUUUUGACAGCCAUGAGGCUGCCCAGAGGGCUGUGGAAAUCAUGAAUGGGAAGGACUUGAGUGGACAGCCGCUUUUCGUAGGCCGGGCACAAAAGAAAGCAGAGCGUCAGGCCGAGUUAAAGCUAAUGUUUGAGCAGAUGAAACAGGAGAGAUACCGGAGGUUCCGGGGCGUGAAGCUCUAUAUCAAGAACCUGGAUGACAGCAUCGAUGAUGAACGUCUACGGAGAGAAUUUUCUUCAUUUGGAUCAAUUAGCAGAGUUAAGGUCAUGAAGGAGGAAGGACGAAGCAAAGGGUUUGGCUUGAUCUGCUUCUCCUCUCCAGAGGAAGCCACUAAAGCAAUGGUUGAGAUGAAUGGCCGUAUUUUGGGCUCCAAGUCCCUCAACAUUGCCCUGGCCCAGAGGCCCUAGGAGAGCACGACUCACCCCCAUCAGCCUGCGGGAGCCGUCCCUGAGGGGAAGAUAGAAAUCUCAGCCUGAAUUGUCCUCCGUCAAGUUCAGAUCCCACCUUGAUGGCUGCUUAGCUUUGUAAACUUUGUGGUAAAAGAUUUUGUCUAUAAAGCUGUUUUUUGUUGUCGUUGUCGUUGUUGUUGUUGUUGUUGUUGUUGUUUUGGUGAAAAAAUGAAUCUUAGAAGGUCGGUUCAUUUUACAGAGGCACAUCUUUUUAUUAUAAUAUAUUUUUUUUACUGAGUUUGAUGCAUUAUUCAUAGCAAUAUGUAUAAUUACAUAUAUUUUUAUUAGACAUUUUGAACCAACUAAAGUGAGGUAAUUCAGUUUAUUACAUAUUUUCUUAUUUAAUAAUAUUGCUAGCUUUAAUUUCAUCUAUGACAGUAUGCUCAAAAUAGUUAUUUUAACUAAGCAUCGCAAA